Molecule: messenger RNA, 2741 nt
Organism: Amoebophrya sp. A25
Lineage: Eukaryota; Dinophyceae; Syndiniales; Amoebophryaceae
Source: the annotation of a GenBank genome assembly
GGACAAGGGAAUGUGAGAACGCAUGUAAGGUCACUCACCUCUACCAUACAAAAACCCACCUUUACUCCCCUUGAAGAACACUUUGACCUUCGUUUACCCGUACUGAAAGUAUGCACCGUGUUCAACAUAUUCAUCGUGGUUUUAUAAAUAUUUGCAAGUUCUUGUGGUCGUCGUAGGUGAGUCUCUCAGAAAGACUCAGAAAUUCAAUUGUUGAGAAGCUUAUUAUUGUAAAACCAGUUUUAGACUUCGUCUUCGUUUCUUGAUUGUUGUCGACGAGAAGAAGUGAUGGCGGAGUUCUACAAUGAGAGCGCGCGCUCCAGUGCGCGGAGGCGGCAUGAAGGAACCAUCGUAGCUUCUGCGCGCUCGGUGCCUGAUCGGGAUUGGGCAACAACACAGAGUCUCCAUAACCUCCACGAAUACAAUCCAGCGAUUAAGAACACAGCAGCAGAGCAGAAAUCAGCAGGGCUCACUAGAGCAGAAGCUGCAUAUCAUGAGUGUGGGUACUGCUACGUGUAAGUAGUUGUAAGUGGAGUUAUUGACACCUAUGAUAAUUGUUACUUACUAGUUUCUUUAUAAUAGACUUAGACAUCCACAUAAAAAUAAUCGCUUGUGCAGCCUUAUGACCCUAGAUGUUGAGGUCCUCUAAUGCAUCUCUGGCGCUUGUCUACGCACGUCGGUCCUUGAUUCAAAGCGUCGUGGUCACUGAAAAAACAAAAAGCCAGUACUACUGAAGAAUUUUGACUACUCAUUUCCAACAAGCACCACAUCUACACCUUCAGGUAUCUAUUGACCCGUGGCGAGAGACAACGCAUUCGCGCUCUCUACAACGAUGCACUACUGACGGGAGAAAAGGUACCUUCGAAAAACAUCCUGAGGGACAUACCUUGUGCGUUGAAGCCACACCCCGGACGCGACGGAGAAGAGGUAAACCGCACACCCCCAGACAGUGCCCACUCGAUUUCGACUGUGUCAGCUGUUAUGAUGAGAUGAGAAGAUGAAAAAAAUAAACUUGUGUAGUUUCAGUUUGUAGUGUGUAAGUCCGUGUUGGUGUACUAUCUCUGUCCGUUUCGUACAUCGAGAGAAUUGUACUUCGUUCACUCCAAGAGCACCGCAGCUAUACAUUCUUGUUUUACAUCAUCCAAGAUUAUGCUGGUUAUGCACCAAGAAUUAUCCCCUUUCAUACUCGGAACAAGUAGAAGCGCUAUGUCGCGAGUAUCCCAAUCAGCUUCUGCGCGUAGCCUGGGCAGCAACUGGAUACGACAAUACAGGCACGAUCCGGACUUUCAUGUUUAUGAUGAUGGCAAAGACAAUGAUUCUUGACGUGGUUCCUGAAGUUAAUGAUUACAAGAACAUGCUCAUACGGAGCAGAAAUAAAAAAAGUACAGAUCAUUUUUUCUUGCGUGAUGCAGAUUAAUAAGGAAGUGGUAGACCAUUUCUUACACAUUCGACAUUAAAUCCGUUCAUAUCCAAAACCGGUACUCUACGCACAACCAUUAUUACGGGACUGGUGCAAAGAGCAAUCCGUAUCUCAGCUACCGAUUGGGCGAGCCAGGUCGCGGCAGAGAGCUCUGGAUGCACCGAACGAGACAACACGUUGCGAAAGAUAACUGUCUGAAUAUUAUGGCUUGGAAAGAGAUGUCUGCUUCUCACAGUUGAACUUGCUAGAUUGUUUGGUUUUCAUUUCAUUAGCUCGUCUUGGUUGGUGCGUGUGUGUCUGCAUUUUCCUAGAAGAUUGUUCAAUGCUCUCGUAUAUCAGCUGUAACUGUAUGAGGCAAUCAUGAUCCAGAUGAUUCAUCCCUCUAACAAAUCGAGCCACCUGUAUUUGCCGAUGUUGCGUUCAGCGAGGGGACCGACUCUGCAUGCACCCCUCGGAUAAGGCAGAAGCGUCCAAGUAGAGGGUCAGAAAGAGAAACAAUGAAAUAAGGCGUUGGUUUAACAUAAGUACUUACCUCCACGAUUGCAUUUACAACAAAGAACUAUGAAUGAAAAUGACCGCUAAAAGUAGUACCACUAGUACCUGUUAAAGUUAAAGUACCAUUUUAUCGAUUUCGAUGACCUGGAAGUACCAUUUCGAUUUAUGACCAUUGUUGCCGUUUAAUUGACACUGUCAAAGUACCUUUUUCGAUUUCAUCAUUACCUUUCUUCGAUUUCGUGAAAAAUUAAAUGAACCUGCUCUCACACCUUCAUGAUCUACUAAAUCUAUGCAUAUUUUUCUUGAAGAUAGUCUUACUUGUGCGUGGGGUGCAGAUUUAUCGUGUCUAUUUACUACAGUGAUGAUAGGGGCGACCAUCUUCUGUUCAUUGUCUAAUGAUAAGUGCAUAAAAGGGAAUUACGAUGAUCAUUGUGCUGAGCUAGGAUCGAGUUAGAAUAGCUUGUUUCGUCACCUUACUAAACUGAAUCAUACACGCGUUUGAUGAACUACAAUUAGCUGAUGAAUGAGGGCAAAGAACUUCAUGUUCAUCCCAAGAAUUAUGAAAAUUGUCGAGCUCUUCUACUACUGCAAUCUGUGUCGUGUUGAGGUAGUAUUGAACUUAAUCAUUUCAUGGUAUAAUUGGAGGUAUAGAUAGACUUCUACAGCCAUGAAGACACUGUACUACGUUUGAUUGCUGGUUUUUGCAGUGUGAUUGGGACAUGAUGAUGUCUAAUACAAAUUUGGAACAUUGAUGUGAAUGCUAAUUUGCCAAGAACAAGGAUAUUGAAGGAAUCUGGUUGACCUCAAUGGAGUUGGGGUGCAAGGACAU